AUAUAUAUAUAUAUAACGAUGAGAAUAUUAAUUAGGUAAAAGAUUAAAAGGUAAAUAAAAAUACGAACAUGGACGUAGAUACGAAUAUCGAAGAAACGGAAUUGGACGUUGGAUCGGCGAGCGACGAAUUGGAAACGUCGAUCGCCGAAUCAAAAAUCGCACGACGACCAACGCCAAAACCGUUCACCAUAGAGAGCCUAAUAGGAAGUUGCGCGGGUGCAAGGGGUAAUUGUGCGAGUGACAUUGGUAUAUCGAAAAAUGAUAAAAUUCAUUUUAACGAUGAGGACAGUGAAAGGGAAAGGGAAUAUCUUUAUCAACGGCAUUAUCUUGCGACGGCUGCUGCUGCUACUGCAUUGCCAUCAGGUUUCGGUGUACCGUUGAGUUUAUACGGGGCUUGGCUACCCAUGCGAAUGUAUGGCGGUGGCGGCGGCACUGCUUCCGGUGUCCCAAUGUUACCACCACAUUCCUCAGUUAGUUAUCCGUCUCAUCAGGAUUUGCAUCAAAAUCGAUUAACUCAACAUUUGGGUGUCGGUUCUAACAAUCAUCUUCAGGGUGCUGCUUAUCCAAAUACAUUUCAUCGAUCUAUCAAUCAACGUGGAUCGACCAGUUUCACGGACAGCGACGAUGAUGGUAGCAUAGAUUCACCACCAUCUCCUGUUCAUGAUCUCUCCAAAUCUAGAUUAGGAUCAGAAAAUGGUCGAGUAUCGGCAGAGAGCGAGGACGAAGGUGGUGGAACGAGUAAUGGUAUUGGUGAAGGAUUGGAUUCGGCUACCGUCGGAUCCGUAAACGGUAACAGAAACAACGGUUCGCCUAAUAAUGGCCAAGGUAACGAAAGUGGACGCGGACAUUCGUCGUCAAAUUCGUCGGGUAACAAAGCUCGUCGUAGAAGAACUGCAUUCACGUCGGAACAAUUGUUGGAAUUGGAAAGAGAAUUUCAUGCUAAAAAAUAUUUAAGUUUAACCGAGAGAUCCCAUAUAGCGCACGCGUUGAAAUUGUCCGAGGUACAAGUUAAAAUAUGGUUUCAAAAUCGUCGAGCAAAAUGGAAGAGAGUUAAGGCUGGAUUAAAUGGAAACGGUGGUAUCGGUUCUAAUGCAUCGUCAAUGUCAACGGUUGGUGGUGUUGGUGGUACUCGUCAUGGUGGUAAUACCGGACAGCAUACCGGAAACGGUACGAGAAUAGUCGUACCAAUACCGGUUCAUGUUAGUAGAUUAGCCGUAAGAUCGCAUCAUCAUCAUUUGGAAAAAUGUGCCAGACCUGGACGUGUUAGAACAACGACAACGAGUUCCACUGCUACGACAAACGCAACAUCUAAUUUAGGUCCUACGAUUGCAACGGUCAACGACGUUGAUGCAACUUCUCCUUCCCCCGUCUCCUCCUCAACCGCCACCCCCUCCUCCUCCUCCUCGUCAAUUCUCGUAACCGACACCGCCAUGGGUUUGGUGAACUCCUCGAUGAAUGUAUCAAGUCAAUUGCAAAGUUCACCUUUACCUGUAGGCGUUGGGAUUGGCGUGGGAGUCGGAUUAAGAGCCUUCACCGUACCACCUCAUCGGGAUGGACUCAAUUCGGCCGGAAGGUAGUCAACGCUCGAAAUUCGCGAUAUUAUUUCUUUUAUUUUAUUUUAUUUUAUCAUCAAUAAUUAUUCUGUCCAUACAUUCCUUUUAGUUGAGAUUCGUUAACGUAAUAUUUAACCCUGGA
This is a messenger RNA of Polistes canadensis, 1695 nucleotides long. It is a transcript of the gene unpg, whose product is annotated as pituitary homeobox homolog Ptx1. The coding region runs from base 69 to 1577 and encodes 502 amino acids. The transcript is spliced from 3 exons. Gene Ontology annotation, cellular component: nucleus. The record is from RefSeq and is a predicted model, not a curated record. NCBI's taxonomy places the organism in Eukaryota, Metazoa, Arthropoda, Insecta, Hymenoptera, Vespidae. Gene Ontology annotation, molecular function: RNA polymerase II transcription regulatory region sequence-specific DNA binding; DNA-binding transcription factor activity, RNA polymerase II-specific. Gene Ontology annotation, biological process: regulation of transcription by RNA polymerase II; regulation of nervous system development.